UUUGGAGAUAGCCAUCAUUUUUACUAGGGUCAGUUAAUUUUCUGCCUCAAGAACAUUACUGUUUCUCCAUCUACGCAGUUCAAUUCAUUUCAUUGGCAUCUUAUAUUUUCAGUAUAUAGAUCCUUUAUAGACUAGACUAUGUGUGUGUGUAGGGGAACAAUUAGACCUCAAGUUUGAAGCCUAGAAUCAUUCCACUGCAGUGGGAGGUUAAGACUGAAAUGCCUAGAUUAAACGGAAUCCCAUCCUCCACCCUGCACGGAGAAAGCAGCCACUGCUGUGGGGGAGGCAGGAAUAGGGGGGAUGAGAAAACUGUGGGCUCUGCCAGCCGUUUGCAGUAACACACAAGGUAGUUCCCCCGCCCCCGCCUCCCCCCAUGCCCCACGCUCAGAUGGAAUGAGCCAACCUGCGUAUCUCUGGGCUUGGUCAAAAUCCAGUCUGCAUCUCGGAUUUCCCACACAGCGGCGGAGAUCCACAGAGCUGAGGCUGCAGAAAGGUUUCUCCAUCCAACCACUGAUUGCUAAACGUUUGGUGCUUCCUCUUCCAACGAUGGGCAAUUUAUGUUUUCCCAUCAAAGAGCAGCUAUUGUUGGCCGAGCAGGUUCAGCCAACCUUGCCUGAGACCCCGGCUGCCUCCUCACCGCAUAGGAAGUGCAAAGACUUCUGCAUCAUGGUGAUGGGCUCUGCUGACGUGGGCAAGAGCACUCUGAUGAAGAGGCUGGCUCAUGACACCCUGCGCGAGGCCAGUUCCCCGACUAGUGAAGAUACCUUUGGCCGCUGGAGGGGCUGCAGGCACGGCAAAGGCAUUCUGCACAUCAACGACAACACCCACAGCUGCAGUUACCGCGCCUGCGUGGCCAGGGCCCGGGCCUUCCUUGUGGUGUACUCCAUUACCAGGAAGACAUCUCUGGAGGAGACCAAGCCUGACCUGGAGCUGAUUCGGAAGAUCAAGGGCGACGACCUGGCCCAGUUCCCAAUUCUGCUCGUGGGUAACAGGAUCGACGAGAAGCCCCGAGAGGUGAGUCCCCAGGAAGGUGCUGCCUUCGCACGCGAGUGGAAUUGUGCCUUCAUGGAGAUCUCCACCAAGGAAGACAUCAACCUGAAGGAGCUGCUCCACAUUUUGCUGAGCACCAAGAAGGAGCCUGACGACUGCCUGCAGAAGCCGACUUCCAGCCUCCAGAAGAAGUUCACUGCCUGCCUCCAGAAGUCCACUGCCUGCCUCCAGAAGAAGUAUACUGCCUGCCUCCAGAAGUCCACCGCCUGCCUCCAGAAGAAGUAUACUGCCUGCCUGCAGAAGAAGACCAAGGUGUCCAAGAUCGUCGAGAAGCUGCUCGGAAAAUUUGUCAACAUGUAAGUCACCAGCCCUAGAAGCUACCUCCUAGCCUGUAGAUUGCAGCAAACGUGGACCAGUACCAAUGUAGCGUGCCACCUGUCUCUGAUCCUAAUGCCAUGUCGGUAAACAUAUACAAGUGAAUGACUUUUGUUUAUUUUCCCCCUGGGCAAGAAAAUUCAUUUCGUUAAAAGUUUGGUAUUAGAGGAAAAGGGAAAGAAAGAAACAUCACGCAUUUAAAAAUAAGACCUUUAAUACUAAAGUUAAUAAAACAAAAUGUUUUUUUUUUAAGAAUAAAGCACCGAAGUUUGAAGAUGACCCAGCCCUAUGUUUUGUAAUUCUGUUAUUGUUUUAUUUGUAUUUAUUUAAUUUUUUAUCAGUUAUUUAUUUAUUUAUUUUGAGAAAAGUUCUUAGUAUGUAACCCAGGCUCACCUUGAACUCAUGAUCCUCUGGCUUCAAUAUCCCAAGUGCUGUGUUUACAGGUGUGCACCUCCAAGCCUGGCUUCUGUAUUUGUAACCAUUUCAAGUGCUGUAAUUGCCUAAUCCUAUCUCCCAUUGUGUACUUGAUCAUUAAGAAAUGUGUUUUCACCACAAAAGCCUUGCCAAAUUGCUGUGGGAUCAUUUACCCUUGACUGGAUAAUAAAACAAAUAUUCUAUAGCUAUUAUUGAGAUGUGUGCAGACGCAAUUGUAAAAGUGGAACUUGCUCACUGAGAUGUGCUCGUUGUUUCCUAGCUCAUACAAACAGUUGCUGAUCUUACCCUACAGUGUUGGAAAAGUGCAACAAUUACUUGACUUAAUAAAGCUUUCUUAUACGC
Molecule: messenger RNA, 2142 nt
Organism: Perognathus longimembris pacificus (Pacific pocket mouse)
Lineage: Eukaryota; Metazoa; Chordata; Mammalia; Rodentia; Heteromyidae
Gene: Diras3
Product: DIRAS family GTPase 3
Exons: 2
Coding region: 301-1350 (349 amino acids)
Biological process (GO): signal transduction
Cellular component (GO): plasma membrane
Molecular function (GO): GDP binding; GTP binding; GTPase activity
Source: RefSeq, a predicted model, not a curated record